Suillus subaureus is the source of this 438-nucleotide messenger RNA. RefSeq lists its product as uncharacterized. The transcript has a single exon. The record is from RefSeq and is a predicted model, not a curated record. The annotation marks the transcript as partial. NCBI's taxonomy places the organism in Eukaryota, Fungi, Basidiomycota, Agaricomycetes, Boletales, Suillaceae.
AUGCCUCAUAUUCAAAAUGAUCCUAACUUAAACAUUUGUCUGGACUAUGCUUCAGAAGACUUUGCUAAUACUCAAGCACAGCUCAUUAAUGAUGACACAACAGAAGAACAAGCAAUUCAAUUACUUAGGAACAUCUGGCAAUCUAAUAACAUGUCAGAUAAGCAUCUAUGGCAACAACAAGAGCAAGAUGACAGGGAAGAACAUGAACACAUUCAGCACAUGGAAGAUGAUGAGCAAGAACAUUUAAACCAAGAACAAGCCAACGAGGAAGAAGAUGCUUGCAAGGAAGAAUGGAAGAAUAAACACAAGUAUAUUCCAAAUCACAACUUGGGUAUUCCUGAUGAUCCAACCAUUACCCCCUGCUCAUACACACUUUACAAGCUGGAGAAGGGAGAGUACCUUGAACUGUGGUAUUUCACCAAUGACAGACUAGAUGAG